Paraphaeosphaeria sporulosa is the source of this 400-nucleotide messenger RNA. RefSeq lists its product as uncharacterized. Lineage: Eukaryota; Fungi; Ascomycota; Dothideomycetes; Pleosporales; Didymosphaeriaceae. The transcript has a single exon. The coding region runs from base 26 to 391 and encodes 121 amino acids. The record is from RefSeq and is a predicted model, not a curated record.
CGGUCCUCGCCAGUGCUUGCUCAUUAUGGUGGCGACGUUCGCAUACCUCUUGACCAUCUUGAUCGCUCUCAUCCAGUUCACAGCAGUGUCGGCAGACUUCGACCUUUAUCAAGUAUCUGGCAGUUCCCCCGUUCACCACCGCGUCAGAUCGGUGGAUAUCACUGCCCCGGGGCCAGGCCUCCUUAUACCGCCGUUCGACUAUGGCUGGCAGAUUUUCGAUUGGGACGCCGAGCCUACGUGUGACCAACUUCUCCAGGCUCCCUUCUACCAGAACAAGAAGGAUCUGAGCCACGGUCGGGUUGGCAUACGAUGCGUAGGCAAGUGCGGUAUCGUGGAUGUAAGUCUUGCAACCCAAAAUACUCCUUUUCCACUGAACGCUAAUCUUCCCUAGCCACCGUGG